Molecule: messenger RNA, 644 nt
Organism: Lecanosticta acicola
Lineage: Eukaryota; Fungi; Ascomycota; Dothideomycetes; Mycosphaerellales; Mycosphaerellaceae
Source: the annotation of a GenBank genome assembly
AUGAGCCAAGCCAACAAAGAUGCUCCCACCAUCACUCCUGCUACUGUCGAGGGUAGGGAUCCAUCAUAGAGCUCCGUGCACAGUCAAUCUAACCUACCUUGGCAGAUGUGCCUGAGAUCUUCGCCAUGAUCAAGGAACUUGCAGACUACGAGAAUGAGCCUGCCAAAGUUCAGGCUACUGAAGAUUCAAUCCGACGUACGCUUACCUUCGCUCCUUGUGCUCGAGCACAGCACACAAACCCAGGCUAUGCCCGUUGCUUCGUCCUGCGCACGCCGACCGAGCCGUCAGACGCCUACAAAGCCAAGUACCCUCCCACUGCGGACGAGAAGCCAGGCGCGGUUGCUGGCAUGGCCGUUUACUUCAACAAUUACAGCACCUGGCGUAGCAAGCCUGGUAUCUACCUCGAAGACCUCUUCGUUCGACCGCAGUACCGAAAGAGAGGCUACGGAAAGAUGUUGAUCCAGACAUUGGCGCAAGAGGUUGUGAGAAUCGAUGGUGGAAGGUUGGAGUGGAGCUGCCUGAAGUGGAAUGAACCAUCAUUGGCAUUCUACAAGAGCUUGGGAGCCAAAAGGAUGGAUGACUGGGUACAGCUUCGAGUGGAUGGAGAGGCAUUGAACAAGCUGGCUGGUGCCCCAGGACAUUAG